ACAGCAUAGUAAUCUUUGAGUCUUCAACGAUCAACAACGUCUUCAAAAUGAAAUUCGCCAUCGUCCUGUUCGCCCUCUUCGCUGUGGCCCUGGCUGCUCCAUCUGAUGUCACCGUCCUGCGAUCUGAUUCCGAGGUUGGACCCCUCAGCUACAAAUUUGGUUCGGAGCUCAGCGACGGUACCAAGAAGGACGAGGAGGGUCAGCUGAAGAACGUGGGCUCCGAGCAGGAGGCCAUCGUUGUGCACGGCUCCUACUCCUAUGUGGCCGAUGACGGUCAGACCUACACCGUCACCUACGUCGCCGAUGAGAACGGAUUCCAGCCCCAGGGUGCCCAUCUGCCCGUUGCCCCGGUCGCUUAAGCCAUCCAAAGAGUUGAAAUAAAUUGUUUAGAAAAGAA
Molecule: messenger RNA, 397 nt
Organism: Drosophila yakuba
Lineage: Eukaryota; Metazoa; Arthropoda; Insecta; Diptera; Drosophilidae
Product: larval cuticle protein 65Ag1
Exons: 2
Coding region: 48-359 (103 amino acids)
Cellular component (GO): chitin-based extracellular matrix
Molecular function (GO): structural constituent of chitin-based larval cuticle
Source: RefSeq, a predicted model, not a curated record